AUGUGGUUGCGAUUAUUAUUCUUCCUAUUCUGCAUGCCCCUUGCGGUCUUUGCCGCGGGCCAUCAUCAUUCUCAUCUGCACUCUGAACACUCUCAUCAUCAUGGUCAUAAACGUGCUUCAAAUGGUUCUUCAAGCGAUGGGUCAGGCCUUGAUGCUGCUCGCAAGAUCUUGGCGGCUGGUCAAGCUGCAAUGGCUCAUGCAAACCAUGCCAUCAUCGCUAACCCACGCCCAAACCGCUUGGAAGUGCUAAACUCCACAGAGCUUAGAAGGACCCAGAAAGCACCUCCCCCAUUGGAAUACCGCAAUGCCACUACAAAGUCACUCAAGAGUAGAGACACAGGAAACGGAACUUCGAAGGAUCUUCGUUAUACUAUCCCUGAUGAACUUAUCAAGGCCGCACGCCUACUUUCAGAGGCCUGGAAGCCAUCUCCCGAGGACCUUGAUGGUGGCUAUGCUUCCGAUGUGCAACACUUGAAGGAUACCUUCCUUUACAAGAACAAUGAUACUAACAUGAUGCCUCCCAUGCUUCAGUACGACUCAGGAUUAAUAAAGCCUGUACAUGAGCCACCAUCCGCUUUUCGCUACAGUGAAAAUGAGACUGAUGCCGCUGAUCAUGUGAUCAACAGCGAUAACGAACUUCAUAAAAGAGCUAGCUCAGACUGGUGGAUGGCUACAAUGUCCCAGAGAGGCUCGAGUCCAUUUGCCCCGACUGGAUAUCAAGUUUGGCGAGAUGUCAAAGACUUUGGUGCUAAAGGCAAGUUCAUCGGUGAUGGCGUUGCUGAUGAUACAGAUGCCAUUAACAAAGCUAUCUCCAGCGGUGGUCGGUGUGGUGGAGGCAAAUGCACUGGAAGCACAAUUUAUCCAGCGACCGUUUACUUCCCUCCAGGCACUUAUAAAGUCAGCUCUUCUAUAAUUCAGUACUACAAUACCGAAAUGAUUGGCAAUCCUCUUGAUCUUCCGACUAUCAUUGCGGCGCCGAGCUUUGUUGGUCUUGGUGUCAUUACUUCCAACGUUUAUACAGGAGAGACAUCGGAAUGGUAUCUCAACCAAAACAACUUUCUUCGCAGUGUCCGCAACUUCAUCAUUGAUGUCCGUCCAACUCCUGCCAGCGCUCAAGUUUGCGGGAUCCAUUGGCAAGUGGCUCAGGGCACAUCCCUCGAGAACAUUCAUUUCUAUAUGACGAAGUUUAAGGAUGAUCCCAAGACAACACAGCAGGGUAUCUACAUGGAGAACGGCAGUGGUGGUUUUCUCUCCGACCUCUAUUUCGUAGGAGGCAAAUUCGGGCAAGUUCACUGGAUCUACCUGGAUACUACCAAGUCGAUGACUAACCAUUUAAUCAAUAGUGCAUACAUGGGCAACCAACAAUUCACAGCUAGUGGUCUCUAUUUCGAAGAGGCUGAGACCGCUAUCCAGAUACAUUGGGACUGGGGGUGGACCAUGCAGAACAUUGUCGUCGACAAUUGUAAAACUGGUCUCACUAUCGUCGGUGGUGCAGGAGGUCCGAUGAGCACUGGGCAAGGAAUAGGCUCUCUUCACAUGACCGAUCUGCGCUUCCAUUAUGUUAAAGUCGCAGUCUCAACUUCAAUCAUGGCCGACAACUCCACCGCUCUAUUACUCAGCAAUUCCGGUUUCUACAACGUCGACACCAUCGUUGAAGAUGCCUCGAAGAAGCAGGUUCUUCUACGUGGUGGCAAAGGAACUGUCAACGUUGACACUUGGGGCUUUGGAAGAGUCACCAGCGCCAACGGUACCAGCGCUUUCCACAAUGGGGCCACCCUUGACAGCCCUGUCAGAAACUCGUCUCUUGUAACCGGUGGACGCAAACAGUUCUUUACCAGACGCCGUCCCAAGUAUGACAAUUUGGGCUUCAGUCAGAUUCUCGAUGCGAAAGCGUACGGUGCCAAAGGUGACGGUUUGACCGAUGACACAGCUGUUCUGAAUCAUCUUUUCUCGGCUGCUGCCAACAUGUCUGCGAUUGUAUACGUCCCAUUCGGUGUAUAUAUAAUUACAGACACCCUUGAUAUCCCCGUUGGUUCGCGUGUUAUCGGCCAGGCUUGGCCACAAAUCAUGGCUACUGGCUCCAAGUUUGCGGACGCUCUUAAGCCUCGCGUCGCAGUCCGUGUGGGUCUGCCAGGUCAGGUCGGCGUUGUUGAGAUUCAAAACAUGAUGAUGACUGUCCGAGGGGCUACAGCCGGUGCUAUCAUGAUGGAGUGGAAUGUACAUGAAUCUGUCCAGGGUUCUGCUGGUCUUUGGGAUACCCAUUUUAGAGUUGGGGGUGCUGCGGGCACCGAUCUCACUGUCAAGGACUGUCCCAAACUGUCAGGCAAAGUCAAUCCUAAUUGUGUUGCUGCAUCCCUUAUGCUUCACCUGACCCCCGACUCUUCUGCUUACUUGGAAAAUGUCUGGAUGUGGACAGCAGACCACGACUUCGACACAGCCGAUCAGACACAAGUUGACAUAUAUGUUGGCCGAGGCAUGCUCAUUGAGAGCAAGGGUCCAACAUGGCUCUGGGGCACAUCAGUCGAACACUGCGUAAUGUACCAAUACCAGCUAUCUGGCGCUCAGAACGUUGUCAUGGGUCUGAUCCAGACCGAAACACCCUACUUUCAAUCGUCCCCAAACGCGCCGACACCUUUCAAGCCAGGCGCCUUCCCCAACGACCCUGAGUUUCACAACUGUACAAAGACCUCAAAGUCUUGUGCUAUGGCCUGGGCCCUUCGCAUCAUCGACUCUUCGGCAGUCCAUGUCCUCAGUGCUGGUCUCUACUCGUUCUUCAACGGUUACGAUCAGACAUGCCUCAACUCGGGGCGGCAUGACUGCCAAGACAAGAUCUUUUACACAGAGCAGAGCUACGAUAUUUGGGUCCAGAAUCUCGUCACUCUUGGCAGUGUUCAGAUGGUCAGCCCUUUGAACGGAGUUCCGACACUUGGUAAACCAAACAGAAAUGGUUUCGCUUCUUCCAUCCUGGCUUGGCUUGGAGGGUCCAGGAAUCUCACCGGACAGCGCAAUUUUGAGGGCUACAGGAUCUACUCUGAGAACACACUGGACAUCGACAGAUUUCCCGACGCUUGUCAGAAUGCACUCACCGCUCUUGUACGAUGCGAUAAUUAUACAGCCGAAUGGACGAGGCCUUCAUACCACGGCGUUCUUCCCAAUAAGGUGAGUGUCGAGUCUGUCUGCGACAAGGGCUGUGCACAAGCAAUGUCGGAUUGGCGAUCAGCCGUCGAUACCUACUGUGGCAAUGCGACAUGGCACAAUGGCGCUGCUGCUGGUGUCUUGGGAGCUUUCGUUUCACAGGGUAUCAACGAGACAUGCCAGACCGAAAAGAAUACUGGGAGAUAUUGCAAUGAUAUCAUAUACAAGUUCACCGUUUCUGAGACUAUAGAGAAGAUGCCGACCAAGGAUCUCUGUUCCGAUUGCUAUGUUAGUCGGCUCAAGAUGAUGCAGGCCAGCCCAUUUUCCUAUUACAAUAGAGACUCUUUCUACCAAGAUGCUCUAAAGGAAGCAGUCAAGCGAUGCUCUCUGUCAAACAUACCAACUGUUGCCCAGGGCUCUCCUUUUCCUCCAGCGCCUGCUGAGCCCACCUUUUGUCUUUCCGAUGUCACGUACAAGACGAAGGCUGGCGACACGUGCGACUCUUUGGCUAUGAAGUACAGCGUCGCAUCUUCCGCAAUAUUCAUUGGAAACCCAGACAUUCUCGACUGCAACGACAUUGUCGAAGGUGUUCAGAUCUGUCUACCUCUCCAAUGCAAGACCUACAAGCUUGAGGAAGAUGACACCUGCAUAUCCGUUGCGAUCGCCACAGGUCUCUACCAACAAGACAUCCGCACACUGAAUCCUUGGAUUCAUGAGCUUUGCGGUAAUCUCCAGUCCGCUACCAUUACUCUAGGUAGAGUGAUUUGCACUACCCCGCCUGGAGGCAAGUAUAAGCACGACGUCAACACCACUAGUUCAGACCCAGCAUACUCUGAGUAUAGCGACAAGGCCAUUGCACCACCUGUCGGUGCUACACUUGCCGAUAAGACCACUAAAGACUGUGGACGAUGGUACACAGUUGAAAAGGGCGAUAACUGCGCUCGUGUCCUGGUCCAGUAUCACAUUAGCCUUCCUCUCUUCAUACAAGCCAAUCCUUCAGUUUCGGAAGGUACCUGUACAGAAGAUCUUAUUCCCGGGCGAACAUAUUGUGUUGGUCCAACCAAGGAAGUUUCUGUACAAAAGCUUAAGCCUGUUCCGCCUUAUACACGCUUCGGAUGCUUUGCCCGCGAGGCAGACACUACCAACCGUACCGUCUUGACUCUCGCUGAGGCAAAGCAUGUCAAGCCCAUGUCCAUCGUGGCUUGUCAGUCUUACUGUUUACAACAGCGUUGGACUGUUUGGGGGGUCCAAAACGGUGACUCCUGUUUCUGCGACAAUCGUCUACGUAUGGAUAGUCAGAUCCUAAAGGAUUCGGAUUGCAACAUGCAUUGCAACGGUAAUACCACGAAUAUCUGCGGUGGCAAAGAUGCAAUUGAAGUCUUUAGUGAAGAAGAAUUGUUGCCUGUCGAGUAUGAAAGUCUUGGCUGUUACGUCCAUGAUCUCCAUACGUACGCGAUUCAGGGUACGACAGGUGGUGACACUUUCGAUUCACCGGAUGAAAUGUCCGUGGAUGCGUGUGCAAGCCGUUGCACAAUUGAAAAGAGGGCUGACUUCUUUGCUCUCUGGGAAGGGAAUAUCUGUACUUGUGGGAUGAGAAUGCGUCCGGGUGCUCAAAAGGUUAACGACAGUCGGUGCAAUGUGCCAUGCAACGAUCAGCUCGGAGGUAACUGUGGCGGAAAGGGUGUAGCAGAGGUUUACACAAAUAAGAAGAAGUACAUGGUAUCUAAGUAA
This is a messenger RNA of Fusarium pseudograminearum CS3096, 4866 nucleotides long. RefSeq lists its product as uncharacterized. The transcript is spliced from 9 exons. Lineage: Eukaryota; Fungi; Ascomycota; Sordariomycetes; Hypocreales; Nectriaceae. The record is from RefSeq and is a predicted model, not a curated record. Gene Ontology annotation, molecular function: polygalacturonase activity. Bases 1 to 4866 code for a protein of 1621 amino acids.